Neoarthrinium moseri is the source of this 513-nucleotide messenger RNA. RefSeq lists its product as uncharacterized. Gene Ontology annotation, cellular component: membrane; endomembrane system. Bases 1 to 513 code for a protein of 170 amino acids. Lineage: Eukaryota; Fungi; Ascomycota; Sordariomycetes; Amphisphaeriales; Apiosporaceae. The record is from RefSeq and is a predicted model, not a curated record. The transcript has 2 exons.
AUGGAGUACGUCAACCAGCGUAUCGCCCAAGAGGCCAACCGCAACCCCCAAGAUGCCUUCACCGGCCUCAUCACGCCGCUCAACCUCAUCCUGGCCGCCAUCACGCUGUACGCGACGUACCAGCUCUACAAGCCCGCGCCGCCGGCCAAGCUGCCGCGUGAGCCGCCCGCCACCGUCUUCAAGACCUUCACCCCGCACACGCUGCUGCCCUACAACGGCCUGAACAACAUGCCCGUCUACCUGGCCGUGCGCGGGCGCGUCUUCGACGUCACCAGCGGCCGCAACUUCUACGGCCCCGGCGGGCCCUACGAGAACUUUGCCGGCCGCGACGCCUCGCGCGGCCUGGCCUGCCACAGCUUCGACGAGGACAUGCUGACCAAGGACCUCGACGGGCCGCUGGACAAGCUGGACGGGCUCGGCGAGGAGGAGUUCGAGAGUCUGAGGGGCUGGGAGGAGAGGUUCGAGAGCAAGUACCUGGUUGUGGGCCGCUUGGUCGCUGUGGGUGACAAGUAG